Messenger RNA from Anopheles nili, 6131 nucleotides. RefSeq names its product ankyrin-3-like. The coding region runs from base 553 to 4416 and encodes 1287 amino acids. Lineage: Eukaryota; Metazoa; Arthropoda; Insecta; Diptera; Culicidae. The transcript is spliced from 13 exons. Gene Ontology annotation, molecular function: protein binding. The record is from RefSeq and is a predicted model, not a curated record.
GUGAUCGCGUGAGGCGCGCGUGUUUUCUCCGAACCCGCGGAAAAACGUCACUACACCCGUGGCAAUUGGUGCAGGAAUAGAAAAUCUCGCGAAAAUAAAUAAAUUAAGCACGUACCCAGCGUACACAGUGAACGUUUAUUGUGGCAGUGGUUGGCGUGCUGGCGCGUACUGACAUCACCCCUCCAAAUAAGUGGUGUUUGGUGCUGAGUGAGUGAAAGCUUGUUUGCAUGCAUGAAAGUUUAAUAAAACCGUGGCAGGAUUGUUGGGAUAAAUCCGUAAUCCUCUGUAGUGUGACAGCAUUAAGUAAUAAAUAAGCUACCGUCGAGGCAGCGGUGAAAGGCGAAUGAUUAAUACAUAUAUAUAUAUUUAUUCUAUAAUAUAUCGUGAGUGAAUCGUAUCGCGGGAGUCAGUAGUACACUCCCACUGUUACACUUGUUAAACGCGCAGCUAGCCGAGGUUACAGUAGAUAAACGACCAGCCGUUGUUUUUUAGCCAACAAGUUACCCUAACCAAAAAAAAAAAGAAAAAAGUUCACCAAACGAGGGCAAGAAAAUGGCCCAAUUUGUGACACACAUCCAGCCGACGCUGAUAGAGGCCUCGCAAGGUCACGUACCGCAUCACCAUGGGCAUCAGGUAGGAGUGCCCCAUUCGUCGCAUCUUCCCCACAGCGGCCACAACAUGCCAUCUCCACCCACUCAUCACCAUGGGCAUGCCCACGGUCAUGUUCACGGGCACCAUACGCUGGUUCACAGCGCCAGCCGGGAGAUAUCGAACAGCAAGAGUUCGUCGGGACACCAUAAGGCACCGAUGCACCUGCCAUUGUCUCCCAAAGCGGACGAGCAUCAUCAGCAUCAUCAACCGCACCCGCAUUAUCAGCACGUGGAAGGAUACUAUCAGCAUGCACCGUUGCAUUAUCAGCAUCACCAUCAGCAGCAGCAGCAGCAGCAUCACGGACAUAGCCAUGGCCAUCAUCACUCGGGAUCCGAUGGAAACACGUCGUUCCUGCGUGCUGCAAGAGCAGGCAACUUGGAGAAAGUGUUGGAACACCUUAAAAAUAACAUUGAUAUUAACACUUCCAAUGCGAAUGGCUUGAACGCAUUGCAUCUAGCGUCGAAGGAUGGGCACGUUGCCGUGGUGACGGAGCUGUUAGCUCGCGGUGCCACAGUUGAUGCCGCAACUAAGAAGGGCAACACGGCCCUACACAUCGCUUCGUUGGCCGGCCAGGAAGAUGUGGUGAAGUUGCUCAUCAAGCAUAGCGCGUCCGUGAAUGUGCAGUCUCAGAAUGGCUUCACGCCGCUGUACAUGGCGGCCCAGGAGAACCACGAUUCGGUCGUGCGGUUGUUGCUGUCGAACGGAGCCAACCAGAGCUUGGCCACCGAGGAUGGCUUCACGCCGUUGGCCGUCGCGAUGCAGCAGGGACACGAUAAGGUGGUGGCCGUGUUGCUGGAAAGUGAUACCCGCGGGAAGGUGCGCUUGCCCGCGUUGCACAUUGCUGCUAAGAAGGAUGAUGUGAAGGCAGCAACACUGCUGCUAGAGAACGAUCAUAAUCCAGACGUAACGUCCAAAUCGGGCUUUACACCUCUGCACAUCGCGUCGCACUACGGCAACGAGGCAAUGGCCAAUCUGCUCAUCCAGAAGGGUGCCGACGUGAACUACGCCGCUAAGCACAACAUCAGCCCACUGCACGUGGCCGCAAAGUGGGGCAAAACCAAUAUGGUGGCUUUGCUGCUCGAGAAGGGCGCCAACAUUGAGAGCAAAACGCGCGAUGGCCUCACACCGCUGCACUGUGCGGCCCGAUCGGGUCAUGAGCAGGUGGUCGAUAUGCUACUCGAACGUGGCGCCCCCAUUAGCUCGAAAACUAAAAACGGACUAGCGCCAUUGCACAUGGCCGCCCAGGGUGAACACGUGGACGCCGCUCGAAUUCUGCUGUACCAUCGCGCGCCGGUCGAUGAGGUCACCGUCGACUAUCUAACGGCUUUACACGUCGCGGCACACUGUGGGCAUGUGCGAGUUGCGAAGCUCCUGCUCGACCGCAAUGCCGAUGCAAACGCACGUGCCCUAAACGGGUUCACGCCACUGCACAUUGCCUGCAAGAAGAACCGCAUUAAGGUGGUGGAACUGCUGCUGAAGCACGGCGCGAGCAUUAGCGCCACGACCGAGAGUGGACUGACGCCGCUGCAUGUGGCAUCGUUCAUGGGAUGCAUGAACAUCGUCAUCUAUCUGCUGCAGCACGAUGCCAGUCCCGACGUUCCGACUGUGCGAGGUGAAACACCACUGCACCUUGCGGCUAGAGCUAAUCAGACCGAUAUCAUACGCAUUUUGCUACGCAACGGAGCUCAAGUAGAUGCGCGUGCUCGCGAGCAGCAAACGCCACUACACAUUGCAUCGCGCUUGGGUAAUGUGGACAUCGUCAUGCUGCUGCUACAGCACGGCGCCCAGGUGGACGCCGUCACGAAGGACAUGUAUACGGCCCUGCACAUCGCCGCCAAGGAGGGACAGGAUGAGGUUGCUGGCGUCCUGUUGGACAACGGUGCCCAGAUCGAUGCAACGACCAAGAAGGGCUUCACUCCGUUGCACUUGACGGCCAAGUACGGCCACAUGAAGGUGGCCGAGCUACUGCUGGAGAAGAACGCACCGGUGGAUGCGCAGGGUAAAAAUGGCGUCACUCCACUGCACGUGGCAAGCCACUACGAUCAUCAAAACGUCGCCAUGUUGCUGCUGGAGAAGGGAGCUAGCCCUCAUGCUACGGCUAAGAACGGGCACACACCGCUACACAUUGCGGCACGCAAAAAUCAGAUCGACAUCGCCAACACGCUGCUCAAAUACGAAGCGCAAGCAAACGCGGAAAGCAAGGCCGGAUUUACGCCGUUGCAUCUGAGCGCUCAGGAGGGUCAUACCGAUAUGUCCGGUCUGCUGUUGGAGCAUAAGGGUGAUCCGGAUCAUCAGGCGCGCAAUGGGUUAACGCCGAUGCACUUGUGCGCGCAGGAGGAUCGCGUUAGCGUCGCACAAGUACUGGUAAAGCAUGGAGCCAAUACGCAGGCGGCAACCAAGGCGGGUUAUACGCCGCUGCACGUCGCUUCACACUUUGGCCAAGCGAACAUGGUACGCUAUCUUAUCGAGCAGAAUGUUAAUGUCAACGCUUCCACUGGUAUUGGAUAUACGCCGCUGCAUCAAGCUUCGCAGCAAGGACACUGCCACAUUGUUAACAUUUUGCUGGAAAAUAAAGCUGAUCCUAAUGCUAUUACAAAUAACGGACAAACGUCACUGAAGAUUGCACAAAAGCUGGGAUACAUUAGUGUGCUCGAUUCACUGAAAUCGGUCACGGACGCCGUAGCUACACCGGAUCAGCCACCGUCAGAGGAGAAGUACCGCGUGGUUGCACCGGAGGCGAUGCACGAAACAUUUAUGUCUGAUUCGGAAGAAGAAGGAGGUGAAGACACUGUGCUGUCGGAUCAACCGUACCGCUACUUGACGGUUGAUGAGAUGAAAUCACUCGGCGAUGAUUCGCUGCCGAUCGAUGUGACCCGUGACGAGCGGAUGGACUCGAACAAGAUGGUUCAGAGUACCGAUUCGCACCAAUUUCCACCAACGGCGCUGGAAGAUUCGAUAAGCCCUCAGCACGCAUCCAUGGUGCAGUCUGGCAUUUCGGCGGCCGAUUUUACGGACAACAUUAACAUCGAGCGUCACUCGCACGUUGGAAAGCUGCACUGGAAGAACUUCUUAGUGUCCUUCUUGGUGGAUGCUCGUGGAGGAGCCAUGCGAGGCUGCCGACACAGUGGUGUGCGUAUCAUCGUCCCGGCGCGAUCCGCCGCACAACCAACACGCAUAACGUGCCGUUACGUGAAGCCCCAGCGCACUAUGCAUCCGCCGCCUCUAAUGGAAGGAGAGGCCCUAGCGAGCCGUGUCCUGGAGCUGGGUCCGGUUGGAGCUAAGUUCCUUGGUCCCGUCAUCAUGGAAGUUCCGCACUUUGCCUCGUUGCGCGGUAAAGAGCGCGAGAUCGUCAUCCUGCGAUCGGACAAUGGGGAAACUUGGCGUGAGCACAACAUCGACAUGUCGGAUGAGAUAAUCCACGAUGUGCUGAACGAGUGCUUCGAGCCAGAAGAGCUGGCACAGCUGGAUGAACUGGGAGGUGGCCGUAUCUGCCGUUUCGUGACGUACGAUUUCCCGCAGUACUUUGCGGUGAUUUCGCGCAUUCGCCAGGAAGUGCACGCCAUCGGACCGGAGGGUGGUAUGGUGUCUAGCACCGUCGUACCGCAGGUGCAGGCCGUCUUCCCGCAGGGUGCUUUAACCAAGAAGAUCAAAGUCGGGCUUCAGGUAAAUCUGUUCAAACCGCGCAAGGGUGUAGCCCCCGAAAAGUUGCGCAAGAUUAGCGUCAACCACGUGCCGAAGAAGAAACGUUUCUCUUUGAUUUGGUAAAAAGACACAUACGAACCAACUGCUCCGUUGCUCGUCUGAGGCAGCUGAUGCUGGUCAAACAAAAUGCUAAAGCUUACGUGCUAGUACCAUACGACAUACGAGUGGAUGGCGCGACAAACGCGACUCAACAGGACAAAAAAAGAAAACAAGAUUAACGUAUGAAUUAACUUUCUCCCCGUGCUCAACUAUGCUUUAACCAUCUCUAGUCAAGGUUUUCUGAUGAGAGAAAACUACCGAAUUGCAUGCAACUUUCAAAGGAUUUAAGGACAAUUAUAUUGUAGUUGCUUUUAAGUGAAAACAAAAACGCCUUUUUAUGUUGGUAGUUUUGCAUUAUUCUUACACCCAACCGGAAAAUACACCCAACCGUCCGGCGUGUCGAUAAACGUGUAAGGAUCGCCUUUGGUUUUGCUUUUUUACGUGAAGUACUCCUAGUUUAAACUUUUCGGUUACGCUUUUUACUACAUUACGACCUUUUUAUGGCAUUUCGCAAAUAUUUUGCAAACUGAACUACUGAAUACAAAGCAGUUGAACUAAGGAGCAAAAUGCAACAUGCAGCAACAUUAUUGCACUCGAGGCCAUAUCGUGAAGCUAGACAAUGUGUUGCGAUCGAAGCGAUCAAAAAUCAGUACUUCGAACAAUUGCAUUUACAUUGACAGAAACGACAGAAUCAACUUAAUAUCAAGAUGCAUUCCAUUUACUCCGUCUACAUGUAUUACGAGGCAACAUAACCCAAAUUUAUCUCAUUGAUAAAUGCUCAUAAACAAUUCAAAACUCAGUGCAUAGAUAUUUCGAAGCAUAGUGCAACGAACGCUUUCGUACGGAAAGGCAGGUUAGUAGUUUAUCUUGGAAGAUUCCAUGGCAACUGAUGAUAUCAAAUUAUGGAAACAAUCCAAAACAAUACACCUUCUCCAUGUGCAGAAAUUAUUAUAGUUUUCCGUUCGUUUUGUAAUGAACAUGAAUUAACUAUAAAUCACAAUAUGCGAAAACGAUUAAUACUGAAAGUUUUGCUUAAAUUUGUUGCCAAAUUUAACUUAAAACUUUAUUUACCUAUUCCUACACGCUUAGAAGGAGCGUAAAGUUUGAUUAAACAAAAAAUUUAAAAUCAAAUACACAUAUAUUUCGGUUUGCUUAAUGAGGUUAUCAUCAUGUAAUCCAAGAGUGCGUUGUAUGGGACAGGAGGCGCCUGACAUUAAACUUCAAUGUAAUGCAUACCCCAAGAGCAAGCUAUGACAGAUGGCAGGAGCUUUCAUUAUAAAUCAGUAUUUUCCAACAGCCAGUAUAUUCGUUUUCAAACCAAUCCUGUCCGCAAGUAGUAAAGCGAUUUUCAAUUUAACAUCAACGAAAUAGAAAAGAAAACCUACGAUAUUAGACGCUUAGAAGUUCCAUGUUUAUGCAUAAACCGAGAAACAUCCGCCGAAAAUAGUCUUCAGCGGUUUGUUGUCUCACAGUUAUAUAAUCAAACACGUUGGUGCAAUAUGUUGUGAGGUGCUUUGGAGAGAGCCACCAGUUUAGAGCGAUGGAUCGUGCAGAUCGUGAGUCUAAGUGCGAGGCGAUGUAAUUAAAAACACUACUAUUAACUACGAUACACAAUCAGAUAACGAUUCGAUUUGAAGCAUCUGGAGGCAAUUAAUAUUAUGAAUCUAAGGUUUUAGCGUGCGCUAGCUCGUACCGAACAAUAUUGACAAAACACGAUUUGAGUGCCCAAUAAAUUUAGU